Messenger RNA from Anopheles funestus (African malaria mosquito), 1347 nucleotides. It is a transcript of the gene Sirt6, whose product is annotated as NAD-dependent protein deacetylase Sirt6. Bases 253 to 1332 code for a protein of 359 amino acids. The record is from RefSeq and is a predicted model, not a curated record. Gene Ontology annotation, molecular function: NAD+ binding. The transcript is spliced from 3 exons. Lineage: Eukaryota; Metazoa; Arthropoda; Insecta; Diptera; Culicidae.
UGUUGCCAUUCGAUGAUUUCACACAAUUUUCUUAAACAUAGUCAACGCCAAAUCACAUGUUCGCAAUGCAUACAAAAUGCAGUUUGUUAAUACCGAUCAAGGCUUUAACAUAACAAAGGCGGUCAAAGGAGCUUGCUGGAUGGAUUCUGUCUGAUGAGAUUUGUUUGUGUAUAUGUGUGGUUAGAUGUUUACAAAACAAAACCGUAUUGGCUUCUAUUUUAUGAAUGAAAUAAUCAGUAAAUUUAGAUAAUUAUGUCGUGUAAUUACGCUGAAGGACUGUCUAAGUAUGACAAUAAGGGCAUUCUUGGUUUGGCAGAGAUCUUCGAUGCACCCGAACUUGUGGAAGAGAAAUGUGAACAGUUAGCUAAAAUGAUACUAGCGUCGAAACAUACAGUUGUGCAUACGGGGGCUGGCAUCAGUACCAGUGCAGGUAUACCGGAUUUCCGCGGCCCUAACGGUGUAUGGACGCUGGAGGAAAAGGGCGAAAAACCAACAGUAAACAUCUCUUUCGAUGACGCCACCCCAACUCGCACACACAUGGCGUUAAAGGCUCUCGUAGCAGCUGGUCAUGUACAGUAUAUUGUAAGCCAAAAUAUCGAUGGUCUGCAUCUUCGAUCAGGGCUCGCUAGAGAAAAUCUUUCCGAGUUGCAUGGCAACAUGUUUAUAGAAGUGUGCCCCAAGUGUCGCCGCCAGUACGUGAGAAACAGCCCGGCUCCGACUGUGGGAAAGAAGGCAACAGGAAAUAUUUGCCCGGCUACGGGUGCAGGACGUGCCUGUCGUGGAGGAAAACUGAUUGACAACAUACUAGAUUGGGAGCAUGAUCUUCCAGAGAAUGAUCUUCAGCUUGCUUUUAUGCAUUCUGCGAUGGCUGAUUUAAACAUUUGUCUAGGUACAACGCUACAAAUUGUACCCAGCGGCGAUCUGCCAUUGAAAAAUCUCAAGCAUGGUGGACGACUUGUUAUCUGUAAUCUACAGCCGACCAAACAUGACAAAAAAGCCGAUAUGAAAAUAUCCAUUUACGUUGAUACAGUGAUGGAAAAGGUGGCCAAACGAUUGGGUAUAGAAAUUCCAGAAUAUCGACUGGAAGAAGAUCCAACGAAACUGCAUUCGUACACUGUUCAAUGGACUAUCAGCGGACAAAUGGUAAAAUGUUUUGAGAAACGCUACGAUAGUACAAUAAAAGCGAAGGGCAAAUUAAAAAAGCGAUGCUCUACGAUCAGCACCCAAAUAGAACGAGAAGAAAUUAAAAGAAACAGUAAAAAACUGAAAAGGGAAAAUCAUUCCAACGAAGAAAGUGAACCUUCUUCAAACGCUUGCGAUUUAGCUGAAUAAAUAGACUUCUAAAAA